UGUAUACACUCUCAUGCCUCUCAGUGAUGAGUAGCAAACCACUCCUGCUAUGAACACAUGCAACAGCUACAACCACACACUCCUGCUACGACCACACACUCCUGCUAUGACCACACACAACAGGGAAGAGUUGGCAGUGAUGAUGAGGGGGUUCCUGCCAUGUGUGACUCAACUCCUGGGUCUGCUCCUCCUCUUGCUGACCCCAGGGAGGGUUGAAGGGUCAUCAGGCUGUCCCUUGUCCUGCUCCUGUCAUGGUGGUCAGGUAGACUGCAGCAACCGCACCCUCACCACCUCCUCUUUACCCUCCCACUUCCCCCCCGCCAGCAUCGAGCUCCGUCUCCACGACAACCAGCUGACCACGCUCCCCAACGGCCUGCUGGACUCCCUUUCCUCCCUCCGCUCUGUCUCUCUCCAUGGCAACCCCUGGACGUGUGAUUGCGGCGUGCUCUACCUGCGUUCCUGGCUGCUCAAACAGCCUGUCGACUACGCGGGACACAGCAACGUCACCUGCAGUUCCCCUCCCGGCCUGCGGGGAAGGCUGGUGGUCUACCUGGCUGAGGAGGAGGUUUUGGAGUCCUGUCACUACUGGUACUGUGACCUGGCACUGGCCUCCCAGGUCUUUCUGUUUGUGUUUGUGGCGGUGCAGGUGGGGCUGCUGUGUGCCGUGGUCGUGUUCCUGAGGAGGUUUGAAAGGCUGUCCCGUGAGGCUCGAAGGACCACAGAGGAGAGCUUCGCUGGGGGGGUAGGGGCUUAUGAGAAUAGUGAGUAUGAGCCCCUGAAGGCCAGCAGCAUCUGAAGAGGGGAGGGAGGGGCCAGGUAGGCAAGGAGGGAAAAUAGGGAGUGGAAACAGCAAAAGGCAGAGUUGAAAGAGAACCUUAAAAGGGUCAAGCUGGUGAGUUUGAAAGGGGACUUGUUAGAUUCACUGGAGACUGGAGAUUCCAGAGAGACUCACAGGACAAGAAACAUGGGCAAAUCUAAGUGGUUAUGCAUUUAUUUUCUGAAGAUUCUUUCAAUAUGUUUCGUUGCUUGCAUCACUCAAUAAAAAGCUGUUAAAAUAAUA
Salvelinus sp. IW2-2015 is the source of this 1060-nucleotide messenger RNA. RefSeq names its product glycoprotein Ib platelet subunit beta. NCBI's taxonomy places the organism in Eukaryota, Metazoa, Chordata, Actinopteri, Salmoniformes, Salmonidae. The record is from RefSeq and is a predicted model, not a curated record.